Molecule: messenger RNA, 4737 nt
Organism: Xenopus tropicalis (tropical clawed frog)
Lineage: Eukaryota; Metazoa; Chordata; Amphibia; Anura; Pipidae
Gene: neurl4
Product: neuralized E3 ubiquitin protein ligase 4
Exons: 29
Coding region: 15-4448 (1477 amino acids)
Biological process (GO): mitochondrial DNA repair
Cellular component (GO): centriole; mitochondrion
Source: RefSeq, marked provisional
GGGGACUAGGAAAGAUGGCGGAGCUGCACCCCCGGACCGGCAAAUUGAUCUCCCUCAGCAACGGGAACCGAACCGCCGCCCGGAAACAGCCUGCCCAGGAGUUCAACCAGGGACUGGUAGUGAGUGCCCGGCCGCUGGGCCCGGGGGAGGUCUUCACCGUCCGACUGGAUCGGAAGAUGAAUUCCUGGAGUGGCUCCAUGGAGAUUGGGCUGACAACACAGGACCCCGCAUUUCUGGAUUUUCCCAGCAGCGCCACGGGUCUGAAAGGCGGCUCUUGGAUUGUAUCUGGAUGUUCCGUACUGGAGGAUGGGCGCUCGGUUCUGGAGGAAUAUGGUCAAGAUCUGGAUCAGUUGGGAGAAGGGGACCGCGUUGGGGUUCAGCGCUCCAUAUCGGGGGAGCUCCACCUGUGGGUUAAUGGCAGAGACUGUGGAGCAGCAUCUUGUGGAAUUCCACCGCGAGUUUGGGCUGUAGUGGAUCUCUAUGGAAAAUGCACUCAGAUCACUGUCUUGUCCUGCCAGCCUCCCCCUGAAGAGGAAGAAGAGGAGGAUGCUGAAGAGCAAGAAGGUUCCCUUGUCCCACUUGGGCAGUCGCGGCCGGACAAGUUCCCCAACAGUUUGGACACUGACAGUGGGUUCCCAAGCACAGAGCUGUCGGCGGUGGUCAGUAACGCCAUUCUCUCCGCAUAUCACGGAAGCCUCCUAAGUGUCAGCUUGGGCUCCCCUCCAGCUGCUAUCGAGCACUCUCCUCCCACUUGCAACGAUGCUUUGCUCUUCCACGAGAAGUGCGGGACGCUCAUCAAGCUCAGCAACGGCAACAAAACCGCAGAACGCAGGAGGCCGCUGGACGAGUUCAACAAUGGAGUGGUCAUGACCAACCGUCCUUUGCGAGACUGCGAGAUGUUCGAGAUCCGAAUUGAUAAGUUGGUUGAUAAAUGGUCGGGAUCCAUUGAAAUUGGAGUGACCACUCACAACCCCAACAGCCUGGAAUAUCCAGCCACCAUGACUAACUUGCGCUCAGGUACCAUCAUGAUGAGCGGCUGUGGGAUACUGACCAAUGGCAAGGGGACACGCAGAGAGUACUGUGAGUUCAGCCUGGAUGAGUUGCAGGAAGGAGAUCACAUAGGCCUGACCCGGAAAUCCAGUGGGGCGCUGCACUUCUAUAUUAAUGGCAUGGAUCAAGGUGUUGCCUCCUGCCAGACCCCACCCGUGGUCUAUGGGGUUGUUGAUCUUUACGGCAUGGCUGUGAAAGUAACCAUUGUGCACAACCACAAUCACGCUGACCGGCUGAGGCGGAACAACGCUAUUCUGCGAGCGCGGUCACCUGACACCGGGAGACACAGUUCAUCAACCCCAGAACCCGGGCAAUUGCUGUUCCACUCAAACUGUGGCCAAAAAGCUUCUAUCAUCAAUGGGGGCCGGACAGCACUCAGACCGCAUGCCACGGAUGAUUUUAACCACGGAGUGGUGCUCAGUAACCGCCCCCUGCAGAACAACGAGGUCUUCCAAGUGCGAAUAGACAAGAUGGUGGACAAGUGGGCAGGGUCCAUAGAAAUCGGUGUCACAACUCAUAACCCGGCUUACCUGCAGCUUCCAUCCACCAUGACCAAUCUGCGGUCAGGAACGUGGAUGAUGACUGGCAAUGGGGUCAUGCACAAUGGCACCACCAUCCUUGAUGAGUAUGGACACAACCUGGAUCGACUCAAGGCUGGUGAUACAGUAGGGGUUGUACGUCGGGAAGACGGGACAUUGAACUUUUUUGUUAAUGGUAUAGCCCAAGGCGUGGCUGCAUGGAAUGUGCCGCCCAAUGUAUUUGCUGUGGUGGAUCUGUACGGACAAGCAGCUCAAGCCACAAUAAUGGAUGAGUCUGACGCAUUGCCUCUACCAGGAGACGAGGAUGAAGGUCUCGCUCUGACCCCAGGGACGCCCUGUGCCUUGCUGUCUCUCUCGGAUCUGCGCUUCCAUCAUCUCCAUGGCGCCAACGCUUUGAUCACCAAUGGAGGCCGCACUGUUUUGCGCAAAAACUCCCGCAGUGAAUUCAAUGAUGCCAUUGUCAUGUCAAGCCGGCCCCUCAGAGAUGGGGAGAUGUUUGAGAUUGUUAUCCAGAAGAUGGUGGACCGUUGGUCUGGGUCUAUAGAAGCAGGGGUUACUGCCAUCCGGCCAGAGGAUCUCGAGUUUCCCAACACCAUGACCGAUAUUGACUAUGACACGUGGAUGCUCAGCGGUACGGCGAUCAUGCAGGACGGCAAUACGCUGAGGAAUAACUACGGCUGUGAUCUGGACUCGCUGGGGGCCGGAUCCCGCAUUGGAAUGAUGAAAACCAUACGAGGAGAUUUGCACUAUUUUAUCAAUGGGGAGGAUCAGGGUGUGGCCUGUACAGGCCUGCCAAUGGGAAGAGACAUUUACGCAGUGAUAGACCUGUAUGGCCAGUGCGUCCAGGUGUCGCUCACAGGGGGCAGCGGCCUGGUAGAUAACAGUCUGUCAGCGAGUCAUGUGACUGACAAGUCUCUCCCAAGCCAGUCCCCAGUCCCCAGUGUAUCCCACAGGUUCCACACGGUGUGCGGUAAGAACGUGUCGGUGCUGUGUGACGGGACCCGGGCGGAGCGCGGUGCAGGCUGCAGCCAUGGGAUCGUGUUCAGUAGCCGAGAGCUGCUCACUAACGAGACCUUCGAGAUUCGAGUGGAGAAGAUAGAGCCCCAUUGGUCGGGGUCCUGUAAUAUCGGGGUGACCUCCCUCAGCCCCCAUGAAGUUUCCUUGCUGGGCGGGGGGCUCCCAGAACGGGCCCUAGAGUUGCGCUCUAAGGUCACCUGGUUGGUUUGUGGGUCGGAAGUGACGCGGAAUGGGCAGCGGCUCCGGGAGAAUUACUGUAACAGCUUGGAGAGGGUCCGGGUUGGCAGCAGACUGGGGGUGCGCCGGGACAGUGACGAUACACUGCACAUUCUAAUGAAUGGAGAGGAUAUGGGCCCCGCAGCCUGUGGGAUCCCGAAGGCAGUGUACGCGGUGCUGGACAUACACGGCUGCAUCACCGCUCUCUCGACUGUCAGCUCUUCUCUCCUGGAGGAACCUGAUGCCACCAAACCCCCAUCAAUCACAUCUGAAAGUGAAGAGGAGGAAGAUCCAGCAGAUCAUGGCGACCCUCACACUGUCAUUCAGGCUCAUUCGCUGCAGUUUCUGGCCAAUCACGGGAAGAACAUCCUUCUGUCCCAUGGGAACCGAACUGCCACCCGCGUGUCCAGUUACAACCAAGGGAUUGUGGUUCUGCCCCAGCCGCUUCCGCGCCUCUUCCUCUUCCAGAUCCGCAUAGACCAGCUGUCUCCUCACUGGACCUCAUCUCUCUCCAUCGGAGUCAUCGCUGUCUCACCAGAGAGGCUGAAUUUCCCCGCCACGGCCGCGGCACUAAAGCGGAGCUCCUGGAUCUUCCAGAGGAGUGCGGUGCUCUGCAAUGGCGUCAAGAUCCGUGAAGGCUACGGGCCCAAUCUAGACCUCUGCCCCGAGGGCACGUGCCUGGGUCUGCUGCUGGACUCGUCUGGGGGGCUGCACCUCUAUGUUAAUGGACUGGAUCAGGGGGUAGGGGCCCAGGACCUGCCAGAAGUCUGCUACGUGCUGGUGGACCUCUAUGGACAAUGUGAGCAGGUAUCCAUAGUGACCGGAGAGGCACAGGGGGCAGAACUGGACGCUCACGAGGGGCAACUUCCAGGAGAGAGAGAGAAAGCAGACAUGGUUGAUGGUGUCAAGGAGAGUCUGUGCUGGGUCCCCCCGGACCCUGUUGCCCUUCUGAGCUGUGAAUAUCUUGCCCUUUGCACCAGGUUCAAAGAUCUUCUGCUCCUGCCCGAUGGUUAUUUCCUAGAGGACUCCAAGCUGUGUGUCUGUCACUGUGACUCGUGCCACAAACUGCGGGGGGAUGAGACGUACAGAAAGCGGGGGGACCCCCCCCGGGAAUAUGCCGAGCCCAUUGGAUGGUGCAGCUUUCCCCUCAGGCUCAGCCCCCGCUCAUCCUGCGCCCAAUACAAGAAGUGGCACAUUGCCUACCAGGGCAGCAGCGCUGGCACCAUCCGAAGAACCCUGGACAGGGGAGAUCUGCUGCCAGGCAGUGCCUGUAUCCUCACCUCUGUGCCAGCCAAGUCCGACCCGCAGAGCGGCUUCCCGGCCGCAGAGCCCAACGUCCUGCCCCCCCGAGACCUGCAGAGCGUCGUCCUGUCCCCAACCCUGCGAUACGCCGCCCUGCCCGAGAUGUGCCCCAAAGUCAUGUUCCGAGACCCCCGCUCUCAGCGCAUGUUUGGGGCCCAAGUUGCCCUACAAGUGUGCGUGCGCCCCGGUUCCUACAAGACGGGGCCCCCCUCAGCCUGUGCCAUUGAUCUGAUGGAUCCCAGAAUUCCCAGCUCGGAGAUGGAGUUUCUCACCAAGGAAAAGGGGGCGACGGUUCUAAGGGGGCUGUUGGUGCGGGUGGAAUGAGAAUGCAAAGAGCCCCCCCCUGCUGACUCUGCACACUGGGGGAGUGGGCGGAGCUUCUGUGCCACAGGGGUGGAGUUCUAUCACACCCCUCCACUCACUCCACUUUGUCUCCUCCCCCUUGCCAUUUGGGCCACACCUCCCCUCCUCCCAUUAAUUUAUUGAUUGGAUGAAGUAUUGUGGCGGGAUUGGUCGGACUGGAUCAUGUCGGGUCCCGCCCCUUUUAUUUAAGCUGCUCUCUCUUUAUUUGUACAUUGACUUUAUUUUUUUUGAUAAAUUCUUGUACAGAAAA